AUGGAUCAGUUGAAGACCAUGAUGAUGCUCCUGCAAGAUCCUGGAAGGUUGGCAGCAGAUUCACAGCCACAGCCACAGCCACAGCCACACCCACAACCGGAAGAGGAGGCUCGGACACCGGAAGAUGACUUCAUUCUCCCAAAUGAUUACCAAUCGGAUGAUGAAGACAUGUUCUCUGCUCAAGACUUUCCACAAUUGGGUACUCGCCAGAUUGGCAACAAUUACCCGAGAGAGUGCUUCACCGGUCGAUACCAUUCGUUUUGGUUCCUCGAACUACAUACUCCGAAGUUUUGGCUUGGGAACGAUCAUUUGGAUGCGGCAUUCCAUUUGAUGAGGAGGCGACAACACUUUUAUCCAGAGGCCUACCCAAAUAGAUGUGUCAUCAUGCCAUGUAUUUUCCCAGCAGGAGUUAUUGCUCGGUGGGAAGCUGCGGGUGAUGACCAGGCUAACUAUCAGUGGGACGAGAGCAUAUUAGAUUUGAUUCGAGGGGAUGAAAGUCAAUUCUUGGCCAGUUGGAAGAAUAAGGAGAGAAUAUAUAUGGCCCUCUACUUCAAUGGAGCAAAGCAUUGGGUGGCACUAGAGGUAGAUCUGGAUCAUUGGUUGUUGAACAUAUUUGACUCGAGCCUCGGAUCGAUUUCCCUGAACGAAUUGAAGCGUCACCUGGCAAUGUGGGAAAAAUUACUAUCAAAUUUGCUGCUGCAAGCUGGCCUAUUCGAGACUCAUGACAUGAUCCUCGUGCCUCAACUUACCGCCUCAGAGAGCCAGGUCAGAAAUUUCACUUCAAAGGUCAUGGAUCGGGCCGUUGUUCCACAGACAAAGACAAGCGGUAACUGCGGGAUGUACGUGAUAGAGCACAUCGAGCAUAGUAUGCUGGAGACUACGUUUGAUAAUGUGCACGAUGAGAAUAUGAAGAAAUUUAGAGAGCGAUGGUGUGUAGAUUUGUUUUACCAGAAUUUAGCAUGAACAAAUGUGUUUUUUAUUUGGUAUUUAUUAAGAUAACAAUGUAACUGAUUUUUUU
Cannabis sativa is the source of this 1018-nucleotide messenger RNA. RefSeq lists its product as uncharacterized. Bases 1 to 963 code for a protein of 320 amino acids. Gene Ontology annotation, cellular component: mitochondrion. Gene Ontology annotation, molecular function: cysteine-type peptidase activity. The transcript has 4 exons. Gene Ontology annotation, biological process: proteolysis. NCBI's taxonomy places the organism in Eukaryota, Viridiplantae, Streptophyta, Magnoliopsida, Rosales, Cannabaceae. The record is from RefSeq and is a predicted model, not a curated record.